Molecule: messenger RNA, 2365 nt
Organism: Pisolithus orientalis
Lineage: Eukaryota; Fungi; Basidiomycota; Agaricomycetes; Boletales; Pisolithaceae
Product: FAD binding domain-containing protein
Exons: 10
Coding region: 395-2242 (615 amino acids)
Molecular function (GO): FAD binding
Source: RefSeq, a predicted model, not a curated record
CUUUCUUACUUCCUACAUGCACUAUGACCAAGUUGCAUCUGCCUUCUGCAGGCGAGCGGAGGUUGACGCCAGCUCGAUGACUCAUCGAUUACUUAUGUAGUCGGAGUUCUGAGAAACGCUGAAAUCACGUUUACAAAUUUUUAUGACGAGCGGUGGACUUCGAUUUAUGCGAGGACUUGACGCAGCGUCCAAACCAUGGAACAUGUCUGCAGUAACCCUAAUUAGUAAGUUGGUCUCAACCCUGCACUGCUCCUUGGAUAUUCCCCGAACUGGGUUUAUAUUGUUAUAGAGGAUGUAUAUAUAGGGCCCUAGUGACUGGCUAGCAUCCCAUCUACAUUCGCAUUCCUAACAACUAGUCGCCCCACGUAACCCUCAGAAGCUUAUCAAAGGACACAUGAUGACGAGUGGCAUGACUCCUGUACUUGUGGUGGGAGCAGGUCCAGCCGGCCUAACCGCGGCCUUGACGCUCGCCCGGAAUAAUGUGCCAGUGCGCAUCAUAGAGAAAGAACCCAAAAGCCGACGUGGCCAACGCGGCACGGGCAUCCACCCUCGCACAUUCGAAGCCUUCCACUUCCUGCGUGUUCCCGAGAUCCAUGAACGCGCAACCUUUGUUCCCCCAGUUCAGGAGCACAAGAAGGGUUCGCUGGAAUCUCUCAACACCUUCGCCAUGGUUCCUUAUACUGAACCCACUCCGGCGAUCCCAUACCAUAACAGCAAAUUAAUGGGUCAACCUACGCUCGAAGCAAUCAUGCUCCAGCACCUCUCCAAGCUCGGUUGCACCAUCGAGUUCGGCACUCGACUGGUUUCAUUCACCCAAGACGAGAAGUGCGUCAGAGCGAAAAUUGCCAAGCAUUGCGGCGAGGACGGGGAAGAAGUCGAAGAAGACAUAGAGGUGGCGUACCUGAUCGGUGCUGAUGGAGCGAGGGGUAUGACAAGGAAGCAACUCGGGCUUACCUUUCUUGGGACCACUCGGGAAGACAAUUUUAUUGUAUUGGGAGACAUCCGUUUGGAAGCCAAGGGCCUCGAUCGGGACCACUGGCAUUUUUUCGGCCCGAUGUCGCAAAAUAUGGUCGCACUUCGCCCCACUGAUGAACUUGGCAAGGAUGGAUGGCAGUUCAUCAUGACAAGUAGCGCAGUUGACCUGAAAGGGCUCGCCCAAGACGAAGAGGCUCUGGUGAACUGUAUAAAAGACUUCGUGGGCCUCGGAGACGAUGUUCAGAUCAAAGAGGUGAUGUGGGUCUCAGAGUUCAGACCCAACAUACGACUUGUGAAUAAGUUUGGAGUGGGAAGGAUUUUUGUUGCUGGAGACGCUGCCCAUGUACACAGUCCAACUGGCGGACAAGGCCUGAACUCAAGUGUUCAGGAUGCAUUUAACAUCGCCUGGAAAAUUGCAUUGGUCUACAAAGGCGUAUCGCCAGCAUCCCUCCUGGACACUUACACCGCCGAACGGCUCCCCGUGAUCACUGAAAUGCUCGGUUUUACCACCGAACUUCACGACCGCACAUUUGACCAGUUCAGUACCGACCAUACCCCACAGUCGACCGCCGAUGAAAACGGUGACCCAAAGCCGGUGAAAUCCAACUUUGAACGUGUAAUGAAUCGCGGAGGGAAGUUGCAAAUGCUGGGUGUGAACUACCGUACCAGCCCGAUCGUCGUCGACGAGUUCGCCCCCACUCCUAUGGCGGGAGUCGCGGUCGCACACAGCGCGUAUGGAGACACCCAGGAAGGUGUUCUGCGAGCGGGCGAUCGCGCACCCGAUGCUCCGGAACUUGUGCCUGUCAUCUCAUUUGGCCGUGCUUCACCCAACGUUUCGAGUGGCUCUCAGCCAAACGAAAUGGUUGGGAGUACCCGCCUAUUUGAUAUCUUCGUGUCAACACAUCACACUGUUAUCAUGUUUGUACCGUCCUUGGCUGUCCCUGACUUGCGGUCGGUACUGGUGGCACUAGACAAGAGUGUCCGGAAGGAGUUGGUGAGGCGCAUAGUUGUACUCCCCGAACCUUCCUCCGAAGCAGAUGGGCGGGUUGGAAGGACCUUUGAGGAAAAUCAAGGCAUCGACGCGGAAGUACUCGUCGAUCAGGCGGGUCAUGCGUACCGAGGGUAUAUCGUCGAAAAGCAGGAAGUCAAGGUCGUGGUCGUACGUCCGGAUGGGGUGGUCGGUGCGAUUGUGCAUGGUGCAGCAGGAUUGGCGCGGUACUUCGAGGGUGUGUUUGGGAAGGCGGAGGAGGGUAUGCGCGCCUGGUAGGAUCACCCGAAGGUUGGUCCUGAUACUUGCUCGUCAGUUUAUGCAAGGAUGACUUGUACAUAACCCCAAUUUCCAUACCCAUACCUAUAUUUAAAUCCCCCCCUCUUCAAAAAUCAACGUCGA